Messenger RNA from Suillus clintonianus, 3987 nucleotides. Its product is annotated as pol II transcription elongation factor. NCBI's taxonomy places the organism in Eukaryota, Fungi, Basidiomycota, Agaricomycetes, Boletales, Suillaceae. The record is from RefSeq and is a predicted model, not a curated record. Gene Ontology annotation, molecular function: tRNA binding; protein binding. Gene Ontology annotation, cellular component: cytosol; elongator holoenzyme complex. The coding region runs from base 1 to 3987 and encodes 1328 amino acids. Gene Ontology annotation, biological process: tRNA wobble base 5-methoxycarbonylmethyl-2-thiouridinylation. The transcript has 20 exons.
AUGCGAAAUCUAGUCCCGUCUGCCAUCAAAAUUUCUACAUUAGAAACGCCUUACGAUGAGCAAACCUCCGACUCUGCCUCCAGUAACGGCAUUCAGGAAUCCAUCGUCGCCGCUGCCUUUGACGUUGACAGAGGAUUAAUUUUUGCCGCAUCGGAGGACGCACAGUUCGGCGUGCGGAUAUGGCGGACUCCCGUCGAUCCCUGCGAAUGGAAUGCGCCGAUUUUAUGUGGCUCCUUUAGCUCUGCCACCAAUCCGAAAGUUCUGUCUCUCCGAGUCAUAGCCGAAUCUGCACAGCUCAUCUUGGUGACAAGAAGUGGUGAUACGGUGUCCUGGGAGUUGGAUGAAUUGGGGGAACUCAUUAGCGGUCCAGAUAUUGUAGGAAGUGUUGAUUCGGGUAUAUUGGCUGUUGAAUGGAGUCCCGAUGACACGCUUCUUGUGAUGAUUACUGGUGAAGAAAAUCUCAUUCUUAUGACCUCCACAUUCGACGUCCUAUCCGAGGUACCCUUGCACACUGAAGAUUUUGGCGAAGAUGCUCCGAUAAACGUUGGUUGGGGUGCAAAGGAAACGCAAUUCCAUGGCUCCAUUGGAAGAGCACAUCUCAAACCCUCGGCACAGUCUUCAAAUCAAAUACAAGAAGACCCCCACGACAAUGGCCUCCCUCGGGUUAGUUGGCGCGGCGACGGAGCUUAUUUUGUGGUGUCCUCCCUCGCCAGGCAGUCCGGUGAUGUAAAAGGACGAGUUUUACGAGUUUAUUCAAACGAAGCUCGACUUCAAUCUACCGCAGAGAUAGUUACAGGCUUGGAACCGAGCCUAUCCUGGAGACCAAGUGGCAAUCUGAUUGCAUCUACGCAAAGAGAAAAUCGUGCAGGACCGUCAGAUACGCAGCGGACCGGAAAACAUGGUGUCAUUUUCUUUGAGCGUAAUGGUUUACCGCAUGGUGGAUUUAAUUUGCGAGGGGACGAUCGGGACUACCGGAUCAAACAUCUUGCAUGGUCAUCGGACUCAAAUGUACUCGCCGUUCACAUUGAACGGGCACAGGGUGAUGUUGUGCAAUUAUGGACUACUGGGAACUAUCAUUGGUAUCUCAAACAAGAGAUAUCGGCACCACUCUCGAGCCACUUUACGUCCAUAACUUGGCACCCUGAAGUGAACAUGCGGCUUCUUUUGACAUUGCCGCUGCAAAUCAUACAACAUGAUUAUGCAUGGGAGACAUGCGCUGGAGCUAACAGCACUGGCUGUGUCGGAGUCAUUGAUGGCCAGAAAAUUUUAAUCACACCAUUCCGCACGCAAAAUAUACCUCCACCUAUGUCAUCGCAUCAGCUGCUAGCGGAUACUCCCGCUGAUGCAACAUCCGAUUGCUUGUUCCUGUCCCAGGUACCACCUCACAUUUCGCUUUCGCAAUCACAUGAUCUUCUUGCUGCGGUAUGGCAAGAAGGAUACGUAAAGAUGUGGGCAUUGCAAACGCGAAUCACGCCGGGCGGGGGCGCGACCAUGAACCCAAUCCUUAUUUGGUCAGCCAGUUUGCCGCGGGGGCUCUGUCAUUGUCGCCAAGUGCUUGUCUCCGCCGAGAAUGAUGAUGAUGAACAUAGGACUAUCUCAGUUGCGAUACUCGGGUCUGACGUCAGUGGGAACGACCGAAUUGUUGUUCAUGACUUUGAGCAUGUCACUCUGUCGUUGACGUCAAUUUUGGCGCCAAGAAUAAGCAAUAUAUCGCUCCAGCAGAAGAAUGGUCGUCUCGUCCCACAUGCAGUUCCUGAGCAUCUUGCUUGGCAGGCUCCUGAUGGCUCCAUAUUCCAAGUCCAUAGGGAAGAAGAGUCAUAUUCGCAGAUUUGCUCUUUUACAGAGCACUGCCUCUCUGCCCAACGCGUGGAUGCCCAACUCUUUGUGGGUCUGUCCGCGGGGGGCAAGGUCUAUGCUGCAACCCCGAAUGCAGAUUCAACACCACUAGCCAGCAAUGUAAACUCUUUCACUGUUGCCUCCGGAUUCGUGAUUUUCACAACUACGUCACACGACGUGCAAUUCGCGCCUCUAGAGGGUGUACUUGCAGCCUUGACUUCAGGUCAAGUAUAUGGUAUGCUCUCGUCGAUCGGCGAUGAAAAUAAAACUAGCGAUCUCGCGUCGCAAGCUUGGGAAAAACGACGGGUGGAAAGAGGCUCGAGAAUCGUCACAGCGGUGCCAAGCACAAUGAGCUUGGUGCUACAAAUGCCACGAGGGAAUCUCGAGACGAUCAACCCGCGACCUAUGGUAAUGGAGGUCGUUAGAAGCGAUCUAGACGCUGGACUGUGGCGAAAGGCUUUCAUGGCUUGCCGUAAACAUCGCAUUGACUUCAGCAUCAUCGUCGAGCAUAACCAACAAGUCUUCAUGGCUGGUAUACCAGCGUUUGUGGAGCAGAUUGAAGAUGUUGACUACAUAAAUUUGUUUUUGACAAGUGUAGGGCGAAGUCAACUCCCUGCAGAGGUCGUGGCCAAUGUUUGCGACUCCGUGCGCCAAGAUUUAGAGGACAGGAAUUUGACGAAAUACGUCAACUCCAUCCUUACUGCGUACGUUGUCAAGUCACCACCAGACCAUGAAGCUGGCCUGGCGUUGUUGCUCCGCUUGCGAGGCGUUAGCCCAAGCUUGGUCGAAGAAGCCGUCAAAUAUAUCAUUUUCCUUGUCGAUGCAGAUCGACUAUUUGAUACGGCUCUAGGGAUGUAUGACUUCUCGCUUGUCCUUAUGGUCGCGCAACAUGCGCAAAAGGAUCCGAGAGAGUAUCUCCCGUUCCUUCGCGAGCUCAGGGCAUUGCCCCAGUAUUACCAGCGCUUUAAGAUCGAUGAUCACCUCAAGAGGCGCACGAAAGCUCUCCGCAACUUGAGUCUCGCUGGUCCUGAGUACUUCCAGGAAGCUCUGGAUUACCUAGACACGUAUCAACUACACGACGAGGCUCUAGCAAUUUGGCAAGGCACAGACAAGUAUUUGGAUGUUUUGGGCGUAUACGGCGCGUGGCUCUUUGAUCGGCACGAAUAUCAUCAAGCAGCUACAGUGUUCGUGGAAGCAUCAGAUGCAAGACGCGCUAUGGUAUCUUAUGAAAGGGCACUAGAAUGGCAGGAGCUGUUUGCGCUCUGUCUGAAUGAACAGCUAGACGGUGAUGAAAUCACGGAAAUUGCAUACCGCAUCGCUGAUGAGCUCUUCUCAAAGAAGCGCUUCAAUGAAUCCGCGCGGGUACUCCUCGAUUAUGCCAAAGACGUCCGACAAGCAGUGAAUUCACUUGCUCAGGGCAACGAAUUCGCCGAAGCACGGAGGAUAGUCACGUUGCACGCCAAGCCUGAACUCAUCGAUCAACUGCUUCUUCCGUGUGCUUUGGACUGUCGCGCACAGAUUGGCGAUGAUAUCAACGAGAUGCGGGGACAACUCCGUAAACAGGUUUCUCGAUUGACAGAGCUGCGGAUCAAGAAGGUGGAAGAACCAGAUGCGUUCUAUAACCUGGACGAUCCGACCCUUCAUAAUGUCGACGUCAUGACUGAUGUAUCUAUGGCGCCUACUACGUUCACGCGGUACACAGUAGCGCCCUCAGCCACUUCGAAAGCCUCAAAGCGAAGUUCUAAGACGAAGCGCAAAAUGGAGCGUAAGCUAGGUUCUGGGAGAAAAGGAACUGUCGACGAGGAAGAGUAUAUACUCAAGUCGGUCACGAAACUGGUAGAAAGAUGUGCCACUACUCAAGGAGAAAUCAAAAAACUGUUGCCGCAUCUCCUCCAGCUGUCUCAGGUUCACCGUGAAGAAGGCGCUGCUCUACAAGUCGAGUUUGAUCACCUGCAGUCUGAGUUGCGGCAGGCUAUCGAGGACAUCUGGAAGAAGCCUGACGAGCCAACGCCAGUGGAUUCUUGGGCUACAAGGAUGCAAGAGAAGGCGAAAGAACAGCUUGUUGAACCAUUGCAGCGGGUUUCCAAGCCAGAAAUGAGUACGUCAGAAUGGAGCUUGAAGCUACUUCAGCAUCUCAGGUUGGCAGUGUAA